Messenger RNA from Salvia hispanica, 902 nucleotides. RefSeq names its product protein cornichon homolog 4. Gene Ontology annotation, biological process: vesicle-mediated transport. The record is from RefSeq and is a predicted model, not a curated record. NCBI's taxonomy places the organism in Eukaryota, Viridiplantae, Streptophyta, Magnoliopsida, Lamiales, Lamiaceae.
AGCUAAAGUAACACCUUAAAAUUCCACUUGGCCCUCUUUUCCGCCGCCGUUAGAGUUUCGAUUCCGGUCAUCUCCGAUUCCUUUCUUUCGCCGGCGGAGAUUCGUUUCUUCAGAAUUGAAGCUCCACGGUGCUCUAUAUCACCGUCUCUAUUUUAUCCCUCAAACAUCAACCUCAAUUUUUAGGGGAAGAGAGUAAUUGAGAAGGGGGAAAAAGGAAGAGGAUAUGGGAGAGGUGUUGGCAUGGCUGCUCUUUUUCUUCAUACUCAUUGCUCUCCUCGUUAUGAUUGUUUUCCAGCUUAUGUGCUUGGCGGAUUUAGAGUUUGAUUAUAUUAAUCCUUAUGAUUCGGCGUCUCGAAUAAACAAAGUAGUUUUACCAGAGUUCAUCACACAAGGAGUUCUGUGCUUCCUUUUCCUUAUCACUGGACAUUGGUUUAUGUCACUUCUCUGUGUCCCGUACCUGUACUACAACGUGAGACUGUACCUUCGAAGACAGCACCUCGUAGAUGUGACUGAAAUCUUCAACUUGUUAAAUUGGGAGAAGAAGGAGAGACUUUUCAAGCUCGGUUAUAUCAUACUUCUUCUCUUCAUGUGUUUGUUCUGGAUGAUUUACAAUGCACUUGAAGACGACGAGAAUUCGUUUUAGGACAUUCGAGCUGCUGCUGCUGCAUUCUGUUUGGAUGGAUUGGCUGAAAGUGACAUCUUAUUUGAUUGUAUUUUAUAAUACGAGGCGUCUUCAUAACUUUUUUCAAGUUUCGACUAAAGUUAUUCCUCUAAUUUGGUUUUAUCAUGAAGGUGUAAUAUACUCGUAGUUCAGAUGUAAACUUGUUUCUUUUUUGAUGUACCCAACUUGCGCGCUCCUUUCUUUACACUUAAAAAUUCCAAAAUUUUCUGGUUGUUUCUUA